Molecule: messenger RNA, 673 nt
Organism: Neocloeon triangulifer
Lineage: Eukaryota; Metazoa; Arthropoda; Insecta; Ephemeroptera; Baetidae
Gene: ND-15
Exons: 3
Coding region: 144-455 (103 amino acids)
Source: RefSeq, a predicted model, not a curated record
AAGAGAGAAUAGAAAACGUAAAAGUGAGUGAUUAUUUACAAUUUUUAGCAAAUUUUGGGCUUUCGAGGACACUCAUUUGUAACGAAUUCUAAAAUUGAAGAAUUCCUUCGCGUGGAGAUUAAAUUGUAUAAUCAAAUUCCGUGAUGGCAAUUUUCCACCCGUUUUUGCGGAACCCCGUGUCGGACAUCACCGGCUACAUGCUGAAUGCCCAGCACACCAAGUGCGCAGAGUUUGAAAUGCGAAUGAUGGAGUGUUUCGAGGCUUAUGGUGUUGAACGGGGAGGAAAACACCCCCAUUGCCAGGCUUUGGCCGCAGACUUCAAAGAAUGCCUCACCAACGAUAAAGCUAUGAGGCGUUUUGAGGCUAUGUGGUUUGAACGACAGAAGCAAUAUUAUCUGGAGGGCAAACUGAAGGAUAAGCACUACGCACCUGCUCCGAAAGCUGAUUCUAUCUGAUCACCCAGAGAUGUGAAAUUCAUUAGGUAGAAUAUUAAUUCACCAAACUUUGUUGCUGUUAGAAAUAUUGCCGAUGUGAUUGAUAAAGAAAGAAUGUAUAAAAUAGUGUCGGGAUUAAUACAUUAAAAAAAAAUUAUUAAGAAAAUAAGUAUUUUCAGUGGUAUUUUAAUUAAUUUUGUAGUUAUAUUCAAUUAUAUUGCAAUUUUUGAAAGUCAAAA